AGCCCUCGGGAGGCCGGAGUUCCCGUACAAUUUGGAGUUCCGCGCGGAGAACUUUCACUUGUCCCAGCUAGAGCUCAAGAGGAAGACCUCCUAUGAUGUGGUACUUCUGUUGAAGAUCACUCAGUGGAUUCACAUGCUCUAUGGAGAUGUAGCAAUCCAGGAGCUUUUCUCAAAGUGCCAUCGUCUCUUGCGCUUGGGGGGCAUUCUGGUGUUGGAGGCGCAGCCUUGGCAGAAAUACUUGGAGCCGAAGCACCAACCGCCCGGGAGGCGUGGGAUGCACAACACGUUGAUCCUACGGCCUGAACGGUUUAGUGAGCUGCUGGGGCAGCAGGGCUUUGAGAAGCAGGUCUCGGUGUCUCCGAGCGGAUUGACGGAUGCCAUUCUGGUCUUCCGGAAGGUCGCACAGGUGCAGGCCGAGAGCCCUCCGUUGAUGGCCCAGGUUUUUCAGGAACAACAGUUCUUGCACCCUCGCGUGCCGAAAAAGGGCAAGGUUGUGCCUCCCAGGUUUCCCGCUUCGACACCCGAAGCGCCUUCGCAGGAGGCACCCGUGGCGCCUGUCGAACCAGCCUUGGCAGCUGCAGAGCUUGCGCCGCUGAUGGACGAAGCCGCAGUGGCACCACCGGCACCGCCCGAGGCAGAAGAUUUGGACUGAGAAAGCUGGCUUUGUGAAGGUCAGUUUAAGUGCAGAUAUAUACAGUAUAUCUUUCGUAAUUUUUCGUCCUAAGAGGGACGGAGUCAUGUUCGUUGAUCCGCAGCAACUUGGCUGAAGCUGCACCGAGAAGCUGCGGGUUUUGCAUCGAAAGUUCGGGGUCGGCCCAGCGCCCGAAAGAGCGGAACAGCCCCGGGGAUCGUCCUCGAGGGGUGCUGCCAAAGGAUUCAUCACUGGGGGGGAGGCCAGUUUUGAGAGGCCGGACGUGGCCUUGCAACGGAUCAAGUCCUUGGAGUGCCGAAAAGCUCGGCCUCGUGUCGAAGGCAAAGCGGGAAAGGAGGUGUGGCAAGAGGGACGGAGCCCCCUGCCCAUCCCCAAGCAAGGGGUAUUGGGAAGAUGCUGGAGGCUGUGGAGGGAGCACAAAGGAGGCAGAGGGAGAGGGGCCAGAGCAAGGAAGAACGCAAAACGUGGCACGACCUUCCGACUUUGCGGGGCUGGAUGCAAAGCCCACUGAGAAACUCAUUGAAUUGCCCAGCAGGAGGCGACCAGGGAAACUCGGUGACCAAUGUUGAAGCCGGGGAGUGAGGCCAAUUUGACUUCCCCCACAGUCAACACCCCAGCUCCACACCAACAGCUGCACGGGUCCUUAGACAAGAUCCUCGUCCAGGGUAGCUGGGCCGCUGCCCGGGCCGCCAGAACCUACAUGCUCGCGCGAUGUGUGCUUUUUAAGACAGCGCUGUUGCUGUUUCUGUGUGCAUUUGUUUCACAGGGCUUGUUUGUGUUGCCUCACCUGCUGGAGCGUGCUAGAGCAGCUUGGAGGAGCAUGGAAGGGGCUGUUUUAAAAGCUGGCCUGUAGAAACUUAUGUUUGCGCAAAGCCGGUUCUUCGCUCUGGCGGGGCGCUUGUGGGACAUGAGGGGCGCUCUCCUUUCUGUUGUGGGUUGGCCGAAACGGAAGUAGUGGCAUGCCUCUAAUGAAAAGUGCUCGUCCGGACAGCGUGGGGGUCUUGAAUAUGUAUACGGUUUACGUUAAUGCACUUAUUGUAAACGUUGUCAAGUUAAUGUAAAUGUAGGGUUCCAUGUUCAACCGUUGUGCAGAAGAGCCCGCGCCACAGUCAAAGCCAUUCAUUGUUGAGGCAUGUGAGGCCACUGUUUGUGAGUUAUUGCAGUUAGAAGGAGGCCAGCUAUCUUCCUUCAAAAAAAAUGGUCAGUUGUUGCAGUUCAUGUCUGGCUCGAAUUGGGUCUGUCGCAACAAUUCCCUCCUUGU
Molecule: messenger RNA, 1913 nt
Organism: Durusdinium trenchii
Lineage: Eukaryota; Dinophyceae; Suessiales; Symbiodiniaceae
Source: the annotation of a GenBank genome assembly